AUGAGGACCUCCAUUCUACUCAUCGCCCUUCUCCUGCUGGCCCUGCAGACUCAGGCAGAACCUCUCCUAGGAAGAGCUGAGGAGGUUCUAGACCAGGAGCAGCUGGGAGAGGAUGAGCAGGGUAUAUCCAUAUUCCUAGGAGGGGAUGACAGCACUGCUCUCCAAGAUGCAGGUGUGAGGUCAGGCGUGACCUGCUAUUGCAGAAGAGGAGGCUGUCGUUUUCCAGAACGACUUAUUGGCUACUGCAGUUACCGUAACGUUGUCUACCGACUCUGUUGCCGCCGAUAA
Molecule: messenger RNA, 288 nt
Organism: Microtus oregoni (creeping vole)
Lineage: Eukaryota; Metazoa; Chordata; Mammalia; Rodentia; Cricetidae
Product: neutrophil antibiotic peptide NP-1-like
Exons: 2
Coding region: 1-288 (95 amino acids)
Biological process (GO): defense response to Gram-negative bacterium; antimicrobial humoral immune response mediated by antimicrobial peptide; antibacterial humoral response
Cellular component (GO): extracellular matrix; extracellular region
Source: RefSeq, a predicted model, not a curated record